Mya arenaria is the source of this 7891-nucleotide messenger RNA. Its product is annotated as protein PTHB1-like. The record is from RefSeq and is a predicted model, not a curated record. Lineage: Eukaryota; Metazoa; Mollusca; Bivalvia; Myida; Myidae. Gene Ontology annotation, cellular component: BBSome; membrane. Gene Ontology annotation, biological process: cilium assembly. The coding region runs from base 127 to 2943 and encodes 938 amino acids. The transcript is spliced from 23 exons.
CAUAGAUGUAAAAUAAUUUCAGAGCUCGGAACAUCGAAGAAAAUACUCAAGAAAAAGUGGGCGUUUAAACAAGUAAACGCAAUGCGAUUGUAGUAUAACUUUAAAAGUAAAGUCCUGUGUGUAGAGAUGUCUCUGUUUAAAGCCCGGGACUGGUGGUCCACGUCUGUGGGGGAGGAGGAAGAGUUUGAUAAUGGAUGUCUGUGUGUGGCCAAUGUUGACAACAGUACUGACGAAAUAGAUAAAAUUGUGAUAGGAAGUUAUCAUGGGAUUCUUCGAAUAUUCAACCCAAAACCAACCAAAACAGAAAAUGGCUGGAGCGGUUUCAGACCUGAAGAUGUCUUACUGGAAUCCCCCUUACAAAACCCCAUUCUUCAGCUUGAAACUGGAAAAUUUGUCUCCGGUUCUGACAAGCUUCAUCUAGCCAUCCUUCAUCCUAGAAAACUAGCAGUCUACAAUGUUGCAGCCAUGACGGGGGCAGUUGAGCAUGGUAUACAGUACCAGAUGACGCUAGCGUAUGAACACAAGCUUCAGAGAACGGCUUUCAACUUCUGUUUUGGGCCUUUUGGACAGGUUAAAGGGAAGGAUUUUAUAUGCGUGCAAUCAAUGGACGGCACGGUGUCUAUAUUUGAACAGGAAAGUUUUGCGUUCAGUCGGUUUUUACCGAACGCACUUCUUCCUGGACCAAUCAAAUACCUUCCUCGAUUGGACAGCUUCAUUACAGUGUCAUCACAAUGGCAGUUGGAGUGCUAUAAGUACCAAGUGCUAGCACAGGCGACUGACUCCAAGUCCAGGGAGGAGUCACAAAGCAUCAAGUCUGGCAAAAGAGUUAUUCCUGACUGGUGUUUCAACAUUGGAGAGCAGGCAGUAGACCUAGCUGUGGUCAGUUUUCAGACCGCUCCUCCAUCCAUAUUGGUCCUAGGGGAGAGAAAUCUGUUCUGCCUCACAGAGACGGGGCAGUUGCGGUUCAUGAAGAAGUUUGACUACGACGUCAGCUGUUUUACACCCUAUGCCUCAAUAACGGAAGGAUCCAUCAACUACUUGCUGGCUUCUCACACACAGACAUUGAUGAUUUACCAGGAUAUUGGUCUUAAGUGGGCUGCCAAGCUGGACAGUGUGCCCAUCAUGGUCCGAGUAGGAAACUUCCAUGAGUUGAAGGGGGUAAUAGUCACAUUAAGUGACACUGGCAGACUUGAAUGUUCGUACCUGGGGACGGACCCGUCACUAUUCAUACCUCCACCAGUGGAGAGUAGAGAGCUGAACUACGGGGACAUGGAUCGUGAGAUGGCUCAAUUACAGAAGGUUAUAAAAGACCAACAAGCAAAAUCAGCAAUAAUGCCGAACUUGACAGGGAAGGAGGAGGAUCUGACCAUUUACGUGCAUGUAUCACCAAACCUGGAUGAUGUCUCGAUGGCGACCGGUGUUGAAAUUGACGGAGAACCUGUGCCUUCCAUAACAGUGAGAAUACAGAUGAAGUCGAGAUUGCGGCUGGAGAAUAUUAAACUCACAGUCCACGUACAAUGGCCCCUGGCCUCCAACCUGACAAAUUUUACAAUCCCUAGCGUAGAUCCUGGUCAGCCUUCAGAGUCAUUCUGUGCAUUUUUCAUACGGGGCAAGGCGUUGCCUGCAGAUCUGUCUGCACAAGUGUCGGCAAAAUACAUCAGUACAACCGGUGCUGUCAGGAUUGCCUCGGCCCAUAUCAAGCUUCCGUUGAAGCUGAUCGUCAAGCCGGUGUUGCCCGUGAAAAACGCGCUGUUCAAAAUCACCCUUGACACCAACAAACAGCCCACAAAUCUCAAUGAUAUUUUCCCAGAUCUUCUGGGGGAGAAUGCCGGGGGACAGGGGGCAGCUCUCGGCUUCCAGUACUUUGGUGGGCCAGUAGUGACAGUGCUGGCUUCUAAAACUUCAAAUCGGUACCGCCUACAAUGUGACCUUUUCGAGGGCUUGUGGUACGUCGUGCGAGACCUCAGUUCGCGCCUCAAUAACCAUUUUAACAAGGGGAACAUCAAGGGUUUCAACGUCUCCUUCACGGGCCAGGUCCCCCUCAAUGACUACUUCGAUAUCAUUGAGAACCAUUUUGAGCAUAGAAUGAACGCAGAAAGCUGCAAGGAAAUGCUUUCUCAACGAGCGUCACAAUUCCGAGCCAUCCAGCGACGAUUAUUGACACGUUUCAAGGACAAAACUCCAGCCCCGUUACAAAACCUCGACACAUUGCUAGAAGGCACAUAUAGACAAUUGAUUCAUUUAGCAGAGACUAUACAGGAAAACGAUCUUCAGUUAGAAGUUGCGGCGAACGCCCUCAGUUGUGCCACAAACUUGUUUAACUUUAUUCUCAAACUGUGGACUAAUAUGUCAGAGGAGGAAUUCGCCGUGUUACAGUCAAGUGUUACCGGCCUUGUUGUGGAUACUUUAGAAGCUGGCUGGGAGGAGACAGUUGAUGCCUCUGUGACCCACCUGCUCCGUACAGUGCUCGCAAAGUCUGCCAAGGACCAGACGCUAAACCCCGCCCCUCUUAAACUCCCAGAAGACACGAGCAAAGUGAAGAAACACCUCGCUCUUCUUUGUGAUAAGCUCAGUAAAGGGGCUCGGCUGGUGGAUGGUCUCCCAAUGAAUACUGGAGUAUCUCAAGCUGAUAAACCUGAGAAGAAGAAUAAAGUGUCCUCCACAAGACAAACUGUGAUAGAAAAUGGCGACAUGGAUCACCAUGACAACGAUGACAAUACAGAGACUCUGAUUGGCUCACAGUUUAGCCGAGCUAAAAAUAGAGACAGAGAUGACAUGAAUAGUAAUGGACUGCCAUCUUUAAAACCGCUGGCCUCGAAGAUUCACGAACCUGAUGGUGUGUACGAGUCAAAGAAGAAGAAGGACAAAAUUGCAGCCUUGGUACCAGACCUUGAAGAAAUGAAUUAUGAGGCGCCAAAUCUGCUACCCCUGGAUGAUGACUAGCGGAGAAAUUUAGAAGGAAAAAAACACAGAAUCCUGUAUGCCAACACGUUGUUAUGCUGUAACUGUGACAACAAGAAUGCUGUUACCAUGACAACAAGAAAUCCACCAACUGACACAGCAGUGAUGGUGAAAGUGCCCUAUUUUUGUUUGUUUUCUGUUUUAAGUCAAAUAAAAACUUAUGCUCUGGAAUCAGAGGCAGGCAGUUUCUUGCUUGUUUCCACUGGACAAUUAAUACAAUAUUAAUUGUGUGAUAUGUCAUUGAAAAUCAUUGAGCUUGUGACCUGCAUGUUAAAGCUGCACUCUCACAGAUUGAACGUUUUGACAACUGUUUUAUUUUUUGUCUUCGAACGAGCCAAUUUAUGCGAAAAUGCAUGGAAACCAGUUAUAUAAGACUGCUGACAAAACAUCAGAUCGCAAAUCUUAUUUAAGUUAAAAAAUGUUUGAUGCAUGUUUUCUUAAACUGUUAGUAACGCUUUUUGCCAUAAAACAUUAAUUUUCUUACAGAAAUAUGGACAUCUGCAAUCUGAUCUUUUGACAGGAGUUUUAUAUCACUGGUUUGCUGAUAUUUAUACAAAAAUUGGCUCAUUCCAAGACAAAAAAUAAAAAAGAUGUCAAAACUGUCAAUCUGUGGGAGUGCAGAUUUAAUGACUUGUGCAGACCAUAUUUUUGUAAAGAAUAGUGUGUGGGUCAGGGAUUCAAAACUAUUUUUAGACAAAACGUUCCUUUGAAAAUCCCACAGAACAAUUAAUGUCACUUUUGUGAUAAAUCAGUGUCAUGAUCGGAAAUUGUUCCUUUAGGGAUCACAAUGUUUAUGCGCAUUCCAUAUUUUUAUAAAGAAUAAAGUGUGUCUGGUAUUGGAAUCUUGAUAUUUUGGGAUAGUUGAUUCCUAUAAGAGGCCACAGAGUAAUAAAUGUUACAUGUGUGAUUCAUCAUUGUCAUCAGAAAUCAUUAUUAUUGUGGUUUUAAAUGAUUAUAUGCUGUUAGUCCAUAAUUAUAGUGAAAAAGGGUGUAUGGGAUUUGAACCAAGAUACUUUUACACAAACGGUUGAUCUUUGGUUCUACCUAGUGCACCAGUCAAUUGUAACCACGGCUCCCUCAGGUCAGGGGAAUGGCGGGGAAUUUGACUUUAAGUCCAGCAAAUACCAGGUAAAAUCCUCGCUCUGCGGAGACAAACUGCUGGUAAAAUCCCCGGCAAAUGCCCCCAGAGGACAUCCUAGGUAAAUCCCAUUCCCACUAUUUUUUGCGCGAAAAUCAAACCAUCGCAUAACCGGGGCGGGGGGUAUGGGGGGGGUUGUGGUUUCAAUUGACAGAUGCAUUAGGGCUAUUGUGUUAAUAUAAUGAUAUGAUACAUCAUUUUAAUGAAGUUCAAAAACUGUGGUGUUCUUUUGUAUGUACCUUGUAGGUAUAUUGUCGAGCUAUGUAAUUAUUUACUAACACCACUUAUGUAUAUGGCUUUAAAUCCAACUUGCAUGCUUACAUAUUUAUGCUUUGUUAAAGAAAUCCGUUAUUUUAGCCUUUAAUUAUGUGAUACCGUAUUUGUCCUUGAAGAUGUGCAUGUCCAAAUAAAACCAUCCAAGCCCCUUAAUUAAACCUACACUCUCACAGAUUGACUGAUUUGACAACUUUUUGUGAACCAAUUUUUGUGUAAAUGUCUGGAAACCAUUGAUAGAAGGCUGCUGACGAAAGAUCUUAUCACAGUUUUUCAUAUUAUGGUUCGAAAUUAGAUGUUUUAAGCAUUAUUAAUGCUUUAAGAAAAAUAAAAUUUUCAGCAGUUUUUCAAACAAUUGAGAUCUGUUCAAUUGUUAGUCAAUUAUUUUAUAUGACUGAAUUGAAGGCAUUGAUACCAAAAUCAGCAGUUUAUGAGACAAAAACUAAAACAAUGUCAAAUCUGUGAGACUGCAGCUUUAAUGUAUAAAUGCUUAAUCAGAUUCAAAACAUCAACACAUUUAGCUUAUUUUGCUGUGAAAUGAACUAUGAACUAUGAGCAUAAUUUUUUUACUUAUAAAUUUUGACUCCUGGGCUGGUAUUCAAUAUUGGUCUUUAUUUGAUCUAAGACCGAUGUAGCUAAUUGGAUUACUUGUUAUUAAUAACUGACCAAUAGAGUGAAUGAAGUCAAUGAUGUAUGACCCUAAGAUUAGCUUAAGUUGCAUUUUGAAUACCACCCCUGCGGCAGGAUUUAUUAAGGACAAGUACGGUAUCUGUUUUUGACAUUUUAGUUCAGACAUAGAAAAUCAACAUGUAUUAGAAUCAAAGUUGUGCCUUUUAUUAAGACAUUGCACAAAUUUUUCGUAAAUAUACUUUUCAAAUAUAUAAACAAUGUAUACCGGUAUGUAAUUAUUUAUGAUGAUUUUUUUCAUUCUGCUCAAAAACUGUGUUUACUUGUGUAGAUUUUUACAGUACUGUCUAUUUAUGAGUGCUUGUUUUGGGUUGUAAAAGCUGUUAAGUUAGGUGUAUUUUUGCAUGGUAUGUGAUUCAAGACAGAAAAAAAAUUCUCGGAAGGCAGUACAAACAUGAAGUUAACACAAAAUGUGAGAUUUAAAGGCACCCAAUAUUGAAAAUAUAUGGAAACCAGUGAUAUAAUCUGCUGACAAAAUAUCAUGUCGCAGUUUUUAAUAUUUAAGUCCAAAAAUUGAAGUUUUGUGGCUAAAAACGUUUCUAACGCUUUAAGAAAAAUGAGUGUUUCCGCAUAAAACAUCAAUUUUCGAAUGUAAAUAUGAAAAACUGCAAUCUGAGCCUGUGUCAGCAGUCUUAUAGCACUGGUUCAAAGACAUUUACGCAAAAGUUUGCUCAUUCUAGGACAAAGAUAAAAAAGCUGUCAAAAGAGUCAAUCUGUGAGAGUGAAACUUUAAGACUAAAUGCGAAACAAAAGUGCCCUUUCUGACCUAACACCCUGCCCUUUUCAAAUCCUGGCUGGAGCACUGCUUGCAGUAUAUAUAUGAAUAUAAUCCAAAGGUUUUUGAGCUUUGUAAAUUAAGGACAUAGUGCUUCUUUAAGCACUGUUAUUAUACAUAUCUAUUAUUCAUCUAAUCCGUCCGGAAACUUGAUUAGAAGUGAAAUUUUGCCAUGUGAGAAGUGAAAUUUUGCCAUGUGAUGUAAAUGAGUACUAUAUAUUAAAUUAUUAUAAUUGUUAUUUAAAUUAAUAUGACUUGGAGUAUACGUGUAUGAAAUUGUUGUGCUUGUUAUGUUAUGGGUAUGAAUAUCACUUUGGAAGAGAUAUGUGUGAUCAUGACUUAAAGUGACACUCUUAUUCAAAAAUAAAUGCAUUCACAUGUAUAACAAACAUAAAUUUUGAGUGAUAAACCUUUAACUACUUACUAAAUAAUACAUUUAUGGGAAAUAUUAAUUACUGAUAACAAGAUUUUAACCGUGUAUUUAAUAGCUGAAAAUGCAAAAAUAUUAAAUGAUUGGUGAGUGCUAAAAGAUUUACUGCGAUCUACUAUCAUCUCAUAAGGUAGAAUUACCCUGUUUUCUGCACCUUCAAUCUUUUAAAUUAAACUUGUUAUCCUGCAUAAGAAGCAUUGUUUUCGAUGUUUAUUCAUCCUUUUUGAUUUCAUAAAACAGUUUUAUUAAAUGUGGUAGAGCUUAUUUUGGAGUAAGAUGCAUCUAUAAUGAAUGACAUUGUUUAUUGCUAUGGUGAGAAAUGUUGAUUUGCUGUAUGUCUGAAAUAAUGAAGAUGUAAAAACAUGCAUAUUCUGUUUUUGUUGUUUUUGGCUAACCUAUAUUAAACUAAGUUUUAUUUAUUUGAUACUUUUUUUGUAAUGAAAUUUUUAAAUAUUUAGUCUUUUCCUUUGUAAAUAAACAUUUAUUUAUCUGAUUAGAAAUCUCAUAAUUCCUUCAAUCGCUGUUUUCUCAAUGCUCCGUCCAUAUUAUCAUUAUUUUUUCAGGUAAUUUAUUUGUAUUAUACCAAAAGUAUAAUUUGUCUUUUAUCUCGUAUAAUUGAUUGAUUUGUUGAUUAAUUGAUUUAGAAUUCUAGAUUAAUUAAUUAAGUAUAAUGAUGUCAUUUUAGUUAGAAGAUUAUUUCUUAUCUUUUUCAUCAAAAAUAGGGUAGAUAACUGGGCAUGGAAAUGACAAAGGUUUAGCAUAGAGCAGACAUCAAUUAAACUUUAAAAUUUGACAUAUACUUCUAAAAUUUGGCAUAUACUUCUAAUUGUAUUCUGGUACUCAAGUGACAAGAUGUUUUCCUCGAUAUUUCUGUUAGAAACAUCCCAGUAGGCUUAUGUCAGAAGUUAAUUGUUUGAUAACAAUAUUUCUACAAUUUUCUAUAUGACCCUAAAUUUUGUUGAGUGUUUUUAAGUUCAGGUUUCCAAUGUAAAUAAAUCAAUUAUUCUUUGAAGUGUUUUUUGCAGCUAGAAUUAUCAAGUAAAAACAGUCAUUCAUUGACAGAAAGUGAUGUUUGCUGUUGAUCUAUAUUUUCACACACAAUUGACAUCAGCUCUACUUGUUUUUGCAAAAGUUCAUUCUGGAAAACAUUUUGGAAUAAUUUGGUAGAUUAUGCAACCCAUCUUCCAUUCUAUCAUAACUUUUAUGAUAAAAAAAAACCAGUGAACAUAACAAUGAUUUUUUUCAUUGGAUGUGAAUAAUAAGGAAUCUCUCUUUGAACAUUACAAACAUUUCUUCACACAUUAGAUUGAAUUUGGUGACACAGAAUAUAUUAAAUAAGAAAAGCAUACUAUCCUUUUUUUAGUGUAAACAUGAUAUCACACACAUACUUGUCUAAAAGAAAAGGCGCAUCAUAUAUUUUGGGUAUAUAUUUAUCCCAAAUAUCAACCAAUGAAAUGUCUGCAAAAGUUGUAAUAUUGUGUUGUUUUGCCUUGUUUAUGAAUGAACCAAUGUAUUUUAUUGAUGACAUUCCAUGUGCUUUAAGAUUUAAAACACUUGUUGAUUUUUCUUGACUGAACAAUGGUUGUGUAUUUUUACAGAUCUUCAUAUGAAAUAAAACACAAUGAAA